Messenger RNA from Thunnus maccoyii (southern bluefin tuna), 4269 nucleotides. RefSeq names its product mutL homolog 3 (E. coli) (gene mlh3). Gene Ontology annotation, cellular component: mismatch repair complex. Gene Ontology annotation, biological process: mismatch repair. Bases 373 to 4038 code for a protein of 1221 amino acids. NCBI's taxonomy places the organism in Eukaryota, Metazoa, Chordata, Actinopteri, Scombriformes, Scombridae. The transcript has 13 exons. The record is from RefSeq and is a predicted model, not a curated record. Gene Ontology annotation, molecular function: protein binding; mismatched DNA binding; ATP hydrolysis activity.
UCACUCCACACGGUAGGUGGCGUUAAAAACACGACGGUUAAACUGGUCCUUCACACCAGAAGGUGGCAGUAUUAGCUUUGGCUGUUAGCCGUUAUUCAAAAAGCCACCUCUCUUGUUUCACGUUGACUGUAAACAGCAGCUUACUUUGACUGUAGGCUGGUUUUCGAUUGUUUAUUUAAUUUAUCUAACUUAUUUAGCGAUGUGAACGAGUUUUGGGGAUAUGUCGCGGUCAGAAGGUUUUCGUUGGGAUUCGCGGAACAAGCUAGCGGCUAGCUAACAGCCGCACGUCCAUUUGCAACGGUUAAUUCCAAUUCAACUGAUGAACUUAGGACUUUGUAGUCAGUCAGUAACACACACAGAUGACUGAAUUUAAUGAACACUAUGAUUAAGUGUUUGCCUAAAGAGGUUCAAGGGAAACUUCGCUCCGGUGUCGCCAUUCCCUCACUUCAACAAUGCGUAGAGGAGCUCAUCCUAAACAGUAUCGAUGCCGGGGCGACGUGUGUGGGAGUCCGGAUGGACAUGGAGGCGUUCAAACUUCAGGUAAUCGACAACGGUGCUGGCAUAAACGCUGAGGAUAUGGAGUGUGUGGGAAACAGAUACUAUACCAGCAAAUGCAACUCACUUGAAGACCUGGACAACCUCAGGUUUUAUGGUUUCAGAGGAGAAGCCAUAGCAAGUAUAGUUUCUCUAGCCACGCUUGUUGAAAUCUCAUCCCGGACCAAAUCAUCAGUGAAAACGCUCAGCAGGAUCUUCAAAGAUGGCAAGGGCUUGGAUGUCUUUGAAGCAGAGACUACUCGGCCCUCUGCAGGGACGACUGUUGUCAUUUGUAACUUCUUCCACAACAUGCCGGUCCGUAGAAAGAGGAUGGAUGCUGUCCUGGAGGGUGAGAGGAUCAGACACAGAGUGGAGGCCAUAUCUCUGAUGCAUCCCUCUGUGUCCUUUACCCUGAAGAAUGACUGCACAGGAGCCAUGAUGGUGCAGCUCUCUAAAGCCAGAAACACUUACCACAGGUUUAUUCAGAUACACAGCCUCGGGCGAGCACAGAAACUGGGAGAAAUCAGCUACAGCCUUGGACCGUUUGAAGUGAUUGGCUACAUUGGCAGAGAAGGCCACUACAACAACAGCUUACAGUUCCUGUAUGUAAACGACAGACUGGUCCUAAAGACACGGAUACACAAGCUGCUGAACUUUCUUUUACGCCGACUGAGCAGUUCAAAUCAGAAAAAUGAGAGUCCGGAUGGGCAGUCUGCCAUUAGGAGUCCAAAGCAGAAACGCAGCCAAGAGCAGCAUGGAAUAUACAUCAUUAAUAUUAAAUGUUCUUACUCAGAAUAUGACAUUUGUCUUGAGCCUGCCAAAACUCUAAUAGAGUUCAAAGAUUGGGACGGGAUUUUACUCUGCAUUGAGGAGACAGUGAAAGUGUUCCUGAGCAGGGAGAACUUGGUGGCUGUGCUCUCUCAAGAUGACUCGGAUUGUGAAUCUCCAAAAUUGUUUGGCACUGACAGCGCAGACCAAGAAGGGAACAAAAGUGACAUAGGCAUCCAAGCAGCUAUCAGUACUUCCACACUGGAUUGCAGCAUUGGAAUGACAUUGGCAUCUGAAUCUGUUCAUCGUAAACGCAAGGAUCCCAUUGUUUCUGAGGACAGUGUUUGUCUGGAGUCUGCACAGAUGGAAUGUAAAGAAGACAAUGAGGAACAACUAGGGCAGAAAAGGAUAACUGCAAACGAUAUAGAAAACAUUCAAAGUGAAGGAUUCACAGGCAAAGAAAGUAGAAAUGAACCACAGUGUGAUCUGACUGUACUGGAAUCUUCAUCUGAUAAUGAUUUUACUGUAGAAGAGGAGCCAACAUUAAGUGAAGCUGGGAAAGAUUCUCAAAUUUUAUGUAUGUCAAAUUCAGUCAGACAACGAGAAGGUGAACAAGAGGAACUUUCAGAAGGAAGAGAGAUAAAAUUAAACCAUACUGCUUUAACCAACAAUGUAAAUUCUCUCAACAAUGUCACUCAGGAAAUUCUGCUGGAUUCAGACAGUACUAAGCAACUUCUGCUUGACUGCCAGAGUACAGGACAACAUGGACAGACACUAAUAAGUAACAGAAAGAUAAGUCUGUCCAAUCCAUACAUACAUGAAAGUCUGCAGACUCAGGACCUGCCCCAGAUUAAAAGGCCCGCAUUUCAACAACAGGAUCUAGCAGUGAAAUGUGGAGAAAGUUCCUUUGCAUCAAAACGCAAAAUUUCACUUGAUGCAGACCACAACAGAUCUUAUCAGAAAGUAUUCAAAGACUCUGCUCCUGUUAUCCCCUCAAAGAUUCCCAAAAUAAUAUCUGAUGAAAAAAUGUCUUUAUGUAAGGAGUCCGGAUCUCUUGACAAGUUUAGGAGAAUAUAUGGAAAAUGUGAUCAACCCUCUCCAGAAACUUGCUUACAGAACAAUGCUAGACUUCCUCAGACAGACAACUUUGUUUUGAAUCCCCAGAAUUUGUUGGUUUCAAAGAAAGAUGGACAACAGUGUGAUGUUACAGAGACAAAAAAAGAGGCACAGAGUAGCUUGCGAAGCCCGCCAACCCUCUCAGCUUUCACCCGGCUGAAACAAGCCUCGGGUCAGAUUGGAGGCAAAAAAUCUUUGGCGUCUAAACUCUGCCGUUUGAGUCAACACAGGACAGUAGAUGUAAGGACAUUACCACACCUGUCCAGGUCUACCUCUCAGGACAACACCUGUCUCAGUAGUAAUGACAGUAUUCAAGACAGCAACAACAAUGCCUGUGACGCCGCACUGAACACUGAGCCAGUUCCAGACGACAAUUCAAAACCUCAGGAAGCCGAGAGGGAAGAGGCUACAACAUCAGGUGACUGGGUUCAUCACUAUGACGAAUCAGUGGGAAAGACAGUUUACGUCAACAAAGAGACCGGGCUCAGUAGAUAUGAUGACCCACCAAUGGAAGAAACACAAGUCCUCUGUACAUCUGAUGUCACCAAUAUGGCAGUUAGUGUCAUCUCGGAAAUUGGGAUGGAAUACAGGUGUUACCCAUUUCAGGUGGAUCUAGUGUUGCCCUUCCUGCCUAAAUCCAGAGCUGAAAGGGUGAUUAGUUCAGGGCCUGGUGACAGAGGUGAUGGUGAUGGUGAUGAGAGCUCCAACUCACUUUCCUCAUUAUACUCCAAAUGGAAUAAUCCCGUGUUUGUCCAUCCUCCUAUGGUUGGUGUGGACAUAUCAAGUGGGCAAGCUGACGGACUGGCUGUAAAGAUCCACAACAUCCUGUUUCCAUACCGCUUCUCUAAGGCCAUGAUUCACUCAAUGAAGGUCAUUCAUCAAGUGGAUAAGAAGUUUCUUGCAUGUCUUAUCAAUACAAGAGAUGAAGAGUCUGCAGCACACACUGAAACUGAAGGGAAUCUUCUGGUGCUGUUGGACCAACACGCUGCACAUGAGAGAGUUCGGCUUGAAAAUCUAGUAGCAGAUUCCUAUGAAGAUGACCCAGAUGCACCGGGGCAGAGACGUCUGUGUUCAUCAACCAUUUUUCCACCUCUUGAGAUCAGUGUAACAGAGGAGGAGCUAAGGCUGCUCAGGUCUUGUCAGGCACAUUUGCAGAGUUUGGGCCUUGAAGUGAAGUUCUCACAGGCGGCAGAACCACAAGUGCUCGUAGGGAAGGUCCCACUGUGCUUCGUGGAAAAGGAGAGUAAUGAGCUCAGGCGGGGAAGAACAUCUGUUAUCAAACCUAUUGUUGAGGAGUAUCUCCGAGAGCAGAUUGAGUUACUGUGUUCAGCUGGUCGAGUGAGAGGAACUCUGCCUCUCACUGUGCUCAAAGUGCUUGCCUCCCUAGCAUGCCACGGGGCGAUCAAAUUCAAUGACAGCCUGAACAGAGAUGAGUGCUGCAGCUUGGUAGCGUCCUUGUCUUCCUGCCAGCUGCCCUUCCAGUGCGCCCAUGGCCGUCCAUCCAUCGCUCCCCUCGUAGAUAUCCUCCAUUUGGACACAAACCAGAAGGAAUUACAGAAACCCAACCUCCGAAAACUGAGAAGAAUGUAUAAAGCAUGGGAACUAUAUGGAAAUAGAUAAGUGGAUGAGUCAGUUUGAGAGUUUGAGUCAACAGUCACUGCUGCUGAUUUAAUCGAAGUGGAAUCACACAGAUCAGAAAACUGCUGCAACUCUGUAUUCAAACCCUCAACCAUGUUCGUCUCCACACGGCAAACAGCAGGUGACAUCACAUAUACUGUACGGAUGCUGUGAAAACACGAACAUGUUAAACUAUUUAAACACAUGGGGAGCAGUGCAGCUGCAGCUUUCUGC